This is a messenger RNA of Plodia interpunctella (Indianmeal moth), 7955 nucleotides long. It is a transcript of the gene RhoGAP19D, whose product is annotated as Rho GTPase activating protein at 19D. Lineage: Eukaryota; Metazoa; Arthropoda; Insecta; Lepidoptera; Pyralidae. The record is from RefSeq and is a predicted model, not a curated record. The transcript has 25 exons. The coding region runs from base 417 to 5477 and encodes 1686 amino acids. Gene Ontology annotation, biological process: signal transduction. Gene Ontology annotation, molecular function: protein binding.
CGGCGGUGCGGCAGACCGCGGACGGCGCGGGCGCGCGAUCCGCAAUGUGCGCCGCUCUCGUUCCAACCGACUCUCGCACAUCCGCACUUCCAGAAAUCGCACGCACAAUUUCAAAAUCGCGAACCAAACUCUACUAAUCCGACGCGAGUGUUGUGGUCUAUCUUGGUGAAAAUGUGUUCUGAACGUUCAGGAAUUUGCAGUGUAUUAAAGUCGUAGUAUAAAUCAACAAAGAACCCUAGCGUUUAAACAGAGCAUUUUACAGCAUGCAAGUUAAAAUCAUUCACUAUAAAGAUCACAAACUAGUUUUGAUUUGUGAUCAAUCAAAUUGAAACUAUAGUUUGAAAGUGAAGUGAGAAGACAUCGUUAUGAAGUCCCUGUUGUGAUAGUUCAGUGCAGUGUGUGUGCAAUAAAUCAAAAUGAUGCAAGGAUUGCUGGAUUCUCUGUACAGGAUCUACUCAGAUUGGCGCGCACCGAUGGCAGACGAGACGGAAGCGCGGGCGCGGCGAGCACCCGCUCCCCCGCCCCGUCACCCCGCGCGCCCCCCGGAGCCGCGCCCCCGCACGGUCGUGGCCCCGGAGCAUCAACCGCCGCGGUUGAUCCGUCCCUCGGAACACCUCGCGAUAGUUGAGCGCUCUAUGGAGCGACGCCCACCUCCGCUCGUCCCGUCUGUCACGGUGCUUCACGGACCUCGGCCGAGCUUGCCGCCACCUGUCCCGGGACACAGGCCAGUGGCGCCCCCGCCGUUGAGGAUGCCGGCGCCGGUCACCCAGGUCAUGAGGCCGCCGCAACAGAGGAGAGAAAUUCAGCCCCCACCCGCUAUCCACGGCCCCCUCGCACUGCCCCCACCAACCGCCUCGUGCGCCCCCGCAUCGCUGUGUGCCGCCCCGCGCACAAUCACCAUCCACAAGGUCGACGCGAGGCAAAACUUCGGCUUCUCACUCAGGCAUCUGGUGGUCUACCCUCCUGAGUCAUUGACGGACCUAUACGAUGAUGCGCGCCUACUGGCGGUGGGCGCGGUGGUCGCGCCAAUGGACACGAUCUUCGUGAAGGCGGUCCGGCCGGGCGGACCGGCGGCGGCGGCCGGGUUGCGGGCCGGUGAUCGGAUCCUGGCGGUCAACGGCGUGCCCGUGGCGUGUGGCAACACCCGAGCCUCGUAUCAGAGGGUGGUACAGAUAGUCCAGAGGGAGCCGAGGACGUUAAAGCUCACAGUUGUGCCGAGAGAUCACGAUUUGUUGCAAAGGUAUUUCAGCGAAGCGGCAUACAACCCGGAAUCGAACCAGCGCGCGAUCGAAAUGCCGGCGCCGAUCACAGAGCACGAGUCUCGGCUGUUCGACGCGUACCGGCGGCCCAGGCCUGCGCUGCCGGCCCCGCAGGCCGCGCGGCUCAGGGAGGACCCGGAGUACGCCUCUGUGGGGGCCCUAGCGCCACGGCUAGACGUGCCGAGACUUCAGCAGCAUUAUUUAUUGCAUGAUAGCAGGCGAGAGUCAGACACCUCACUGCCAUCAUCGGCAACAGAAAGCAAAGACAGCCUCGGAUCCUUCGACUCGAACUCCACCCUCACGGGUCGAGAACAAGACGACUCGAUCAUCCUCUCGCGAAUACGAAAAAGUCUUGAGCAAAAAGAGGCUUUCCUCCGACGUCCAAGUCAACCUACCGGCUGGGUGACGCCGGACGCUCCCCCGCCGAUAAAACAAAAGGAAUUCUAUGCUAGGCCUCAAAAACUACAGAAACCUGCAUGGCCACCCCCUGCUGCAUCACCUCCCCUCGCAGCUUCCCCACCCCCGCAAGAAAAAAGAGAAGAUUGCUCAGGUAGCGUCGACAGCGGAACGUACAGUGGUUACGGCGAAGUUAAUGGCGUGCAUGUUGAUAGAAGCAAGUUAAAACAGGAUAAGAAUCAGUUUGUGUCAACCCUAUCGAAAAUACAGGAGACUGCACCGAGCAUACAGAGCAAUAACGUUGGGACAGUUAGCAAUAAUGGAUCCAGCGAAUUGAAAGAUGAGACCGCGUCAAGUAAUCAGGAUAGCAGGUACCCAGUGGCGGAGCUGCAGCUGGUGACGGCGCGCACGCGGCAGCUGGAGGCGGCGCGCGGCGGCGGCGAGCGACGCGAGGUCGCGCGCAGUGAGCUGGCGCGGCUCUCCACCACGCGGCUCCAGCCCAGCGUCGCGCUGCGUCGCAAGGAGUUCGAGACCCGCGCCAGCAGGAGGGAGGCCCGUUCUUUGGAUGUACAGCCUCAGCAAGAGCUGGAGCACAUGGAAGCCCUGGGCGGCAGUCUGUCCGGGAACCAGCUGAUGAUCACCGGCAGCAAGCACCUCCAUUGUCCGCCUCCAGAUGGAUACGUGCCCGAAACAGAAAAGGUUCAAAUGCGAACAAGGUCAAACAGUACCGGUAGUGAAGGAUUACCCAUUAGAAGACAUCAUGCCACAGAUGGCAGUCACGCGAAGAAGCGAAUGGGCCUGAACAGAGAACAAAUGGAGGCGAUGAAUCGCGUCUCGCUGCCCGGGGCCAUGAACGGGGGCCCGCAGAGGCCCACGCAGCUGAGUCUGGCGCCGCCGUCGGAGUCCACCUCGCCCUCGGCCUCCGCGGCCACCUCGCCCUCGCCAACACCAAGCACGCCCGCUGACUCAGGAUUUGCCGAUGACCUAGUGACUAGAAGACAGAAGAAAGAUGCUCAACUUGGAGCAGAAGAAGAGCGUGCCAUGAGAAGAGUGUCAUAUCUCAAAGCCACGUGGGGAGACCGCAUGCACAUGGACAGUGACAUCGAGCCGGAUGGUGACCACAGCUUGAGAAGUGCACAUCGCAAGUGGCGCCCUCCCCGGUUCACCGACGACAUUACAGCGUUGGUGCGAAAAUUCGACCCGUACGCCGUCCUCCCGGCGCGUGCCGAGAAAAAAGGCGAGGGUACUUGCGAAGAAGUCGUGGAGCCAACUGAAGGAGACGUGCAAGGAAACGUGCAAAUAAAGGCUGUGGUUACAAAUGGAAAGCGUGCGAGCGAUAGGUCGUGGAAGCAAGUAUGGGCCGUGUUACAUGGAACUAAGCUGUACCAGUACAGACACCAUCCCAGUCAGAGCCCUGGCGCGGUGAGCGGGUCGACGGCGGAGGUCCAGAGCGGCUCCCGCGACGCCCUGGACGUGCGUCAUUCACUGGCCGUGGUGUUAGCUGACGACUACACCAAGAGGAAACAUGUAGUCAGGGUCACCACCGCCACAGAUGAGUUCUUAUUACAGGCGGAUGGAGCAGCCGACGCACAAAGAUGGCUGGCCGCGCUACGACGACACACAGCAGAGCCCCCGCCGGCCGACCCUGCGCCGACGCAGGUGUCCGCCCCCGCCCCCGCGCAGCCCGCAGCCCCCGCCGAGUGCCCCUCGCCGCUCCCGCCACAGCGUAGUAAGAAGAUCGGCAGGAAUAGGUCUCCUACUGGUCCCCCCACGCCAACCCUGCCAUCGUCUCCAAAGAACAAGACGUGGAAGGGUCGCAUGGCGAAGCAGCUGCGCCGCAUGCACCCAGGUGCAACCACGACCGCGCCGCCGGCCGCCUCGGGCUGGCUCGGGGCGCCGUUGGAGCGCUGCCCUGCCGACCCGGAGCACCCCUUCGUGCCGAAGGCUGUCACCCUGCCUGCUAACGCUGUGGAGUCUUACGGUCUCCGCACAGUGGGAGUAUACCGCGUGCCCGGCAACGCGGCGGGCGUGGCGGCCCUGGCUGGCGCCUUGGAUCGCGGGGAGCCCCCUCCAGCCGGAGACCCGCGCUGGGCCGAUGUCCACGUCGCCUCCAGUCUGCUGAAGGCUUAUCUGAGGCGGCUACCUGACCCUCUCCUCACGGCUGAGCUCUAUCCGGCGUUCAUAGCCGCGGACCGGUCCCCAGAAAGAGCGCGGGAGUUGCGUCGCCUCGUCCACGCAUUGCCCGAGGCACACUUCGAAACCCUCAAGUACCUGAUCCAGCACCUGCGCAAGGUGGUCGCGCACUCAUCUUACAACAAGAUGGAGGCGCGCAACUUGGCCAUAGUGUUCGGGCCGACGCUGGUACGAGCGGCCAGCGACGACAUGUUAGCUAUGGUCAAUGAUAUGUCCAGCCAGUGCCGCAUCAUCGAGUCCUUCCUUACUCAUUACAUUUGGUACUUCUCUGAGGAGGAGGGCUGUCCGCCAGCGGAGCCGCCGGCAGCCACAGAGGAGCUGUCUCCAGCGCCGGCGCCAUCCAGGGACCUGCUCAUACACAAUGUCAAGAAGAUUGAGAGCAAAGACGUGACGACGCGCGACAUAGUCUCCUCAAUAAUAUCAGCAGCCAACCGCAAGAUCCAGCGCAAGCCGCGCUCGAAGCCCGACAAGAAGUGGGAGGCCCGCAGCGAGGCCUCCCCGGGCGGGAGUCCUCCCCGCUCGCCCCUCACCUCCCCGCCCGCGCACGUCACCACCGCGCUGGCUGACUACGACGGCCUGCCGCAUACCAACCAACGGCACCAAGAUAUUGCCAAGCUUGAGAUGGGAGGCCGUGACCGACAAGAGCUUUUGCGCCACGCGUUCGAACAUUACAUUGAUGGAACCGGCGACUUGGUGUCGUCUCUGACGAAUACGUUCGACCAGAAGCUGCGCACGCUCAACAACUCGUCGCCGCUGGACGACGGCAGCAUCCCGUACGUGGACGAGUGCGCGGACUCGGAGGAGGCCAAGUCCAGCUCUCCCUCGGAGGGCAGCCUGCACAGCGUGUCGCCGGCCGCGCGCGCGCACGAGCUCAAGGCGGCCUGGCUGGCGCGCGACGUGCGCCACUCCUCCUCCAGCAGCAACGACGACGACCGCGCCUGGCCGCGCCGCGCCGACGCCCACGUCCGCGACGACACCGACGACUCCGAGAAAGAGAACUGCAUCAUUCCAAAAAAGACUAGUCACGACGAGACGCGCACCGACGACGAGAAGGAUGUCGACACGCGCUCCCAGAACUCGAGCGGCGACACGCUGCCCGACAACGACAAGACCAUCGAACGGGUCUUGUAUCCGACGUACAACGGCUUGCGGUCCGCCAACGCCGAGAGCGGCAAGCGGAACAGCGCGGCGCUCGAGAACGAAAACGGCGGCGGAGAGAAAAACGACGAAGUCGACUGUGCCAAGCUGAAGCGCUCCGAAUCUUUGAAUAGAGAAACGGAGAGGAGCGAAGCCAGGGUGCUGCGGUCCGAGAGCCUCAACUGCCGCGCGGAGCGGCUGCAGCGCUCGGAGUCGCUGAACAAGGGCGAGCGGCUCAGCAAGCUGGAGAAGGGGGAGUGGAACGUGGUGCGGAGGCGCGAGAGCGGCGCGUGGCGCUCCACCAAGCUGAAGCGCAAGAACGGCAUGCCGGAGCGCGGCAUCAAGCGGCGGCACACGGUGGGCGGCACCAAGGACUUCGACAAGGACGGCUGGAGCGCGCGGCACACGCGCACGUCCUCGCCCGACCUCACGGCCGCGUGGCCGGCUGCGCUCGUGCCGCCGCCGCGUCCGCCGCUCGAGUCGCACGUCUGACCCGCCGCCUCCACCAGCUCCACCAGCUCCAAGGCGGAACUUCAUUAACGCAUGUCGAUGUGCUGACUAUGACAGAAUCGGUAUGUGGUGGGUGCGAGAGAUGCGGCAUUUGGUUUUUUGAACUAUGUCUGGGAGUCCCGAAAUGAUUUGCCAGGUACAAAAUUCGAUAAUUCGUCAACGAAAUUAUAUAUAGGACCGUAGGUUCAUUAUUAUUAGUUUCCAUUAAAUAUGGAUAAUACGAUAAGUUUAUUAAUACUUCAUAUGGUUGUACCUGAAUACAUAUUGUUCUUUAGUCAUGAAAAAAAAAAACGAAAUGGCAGAUUAUUUCGCGGUAUUCCCAGAUAUAAUUUAGUAGAAAGCAAGCAGGAAGCAUUUAUGAUUUAACUAGCUAGGCCCCCAGACUCCGCACCGCACUCCUUUAGUUCUUACCUUUUCGGUGCCUAUUUACUCAGCUGGUGCUGUUUUGAUAAAGUAUUCUUUUGUGCUACGACGAAUCUUAUAUUUUGGAAAACUUAUUAUUUUUUAAUACUUAUCCGACAAUCUAAUACUAUAUUAUCUAUCUAAAAAUAAGUCUGAUUUACAUUACCCAGAUAAACAGAGUCAUUACUAACAGUUGGACACUUUCAUUUAGAGAGGCUAUUAUUAAUUUGAUUCAAUUUAAUGGACUGAGUAGAUUAGGUCAUAUAUAUUUAACUACUUAUAACAACAAUACUUUUAAAUACUCAAAGUCAUUAAGUCAGUAGAACAUGUCGGGGAUAUAAAAUUCCUUUCUAAUUUCGACACUAAUCGCCCCAUUUCGAGUUUAACAAUAUAGAAUUAUGGUAAUUAUAUUAUUAUAUAUAAAAAAAUGGAAAAAUCUUGAACAGUGCAAUACAUUUGUGAACGAAUAUUAGGAGAUGUUUGUGAAUGAAUUGUGGACAGACAUCGGGCUAGCCUUACGGACUUAGCUCACUAAACAAUGCCAAAGAAUGAUGAAACGUCAGAUCAGGAGAGAUGCAUGCGGGCGCGUGCGAGGGAUUGUACGGAGGUGACCGAAUGCAAGGAAUAUGAUGAUAUAACUCAACGAAAUCACCAUAUCAACACAACAGACAGGCACUUAUAAAUUUAUUAGCUAAAUGUACAUUUGUGAUUCGUUCCACAGUCUACUGCGCGUAGAAUGAUUCCCUAUGUAGGUGCUGAACUACUUUUGACGGAGUUUCAGUGGAACUUAUUGAAGUGCAAAAUUUAAUGCAUAAUAUAGUUAAUUAGUGCUAUUAGCAUGUAGAUAAAACCUACAGACAAUUAAAUUUUAUUAAGAUAUGCCUGUAGGCUUAUAUUUAAGUAAAAUAUACCCACAAUCGUGGAUUAAAAUGACCAGACUUUGAAAACACCACUUAUGUAUAAGUACGUGUAAUGUAGGGAUUAAAAUAUAAAUUGACAUUAAAGUUUCAUAAUAGAAUUAUUGAUGGAUAAAUAUGAACAUAUAAUGCAUACAUCACCUACUUGCCUUUGCAAUAGAUUUAGCUGAUUUGAGUACUAUGCACAAUUUCAACUAAUAGAUACGCUAUGUAUUAGAGUUACCUUAUAUUGUACCCGCUCCUUUUAAAUAUGUUUUACAAUUUUAGUAUGAAAUGAUUAUUUUAAUGAUGUGAGUAGCCAUGGUUUAAUAUUUGCUUGAGAUAGCUUGACUACCCGUUCGGAAGGACGACUGUAAAUACGCAAUAGUUGAGCUUAAUUAUAAUUACGGCAUAGUUGUAUAGAGUAUUGAUAAAUGAUUUCGAUAUGUUUAAUCUGUAGCGUCUAUACUGCAACUAACUGACGUUAACACUACAUUACAGUGAUAAUAAUAAAAGUGAUCCCCUAGCUUUGUAAAAACUGUACAUUUCUUUUAAGAUUAAUUUAUAUUAAAUUUGUUAUUGUAGCUUUGUUGAAUGCAAUUAUUUUUUGUUUUGUUUAUCAAAGAGAAGUAUUUUUAGGCUAAAUUCGAUUGUUAUUUAUUUGCGAAAGCUAUAAAAUGUGAUUUGGCACAAUUUCUUUAUUUUUUGAAAGUGUAAUAAUUAUUCUUGUAAAUAUUUCUUCAUCUAAAUAAUGUUUGAAUUUCGUUCUUUAACUUUUUUAAAAAUUUUAUACCAUCUUUACGUUAAGACGAUCUCAAGUUUGUUGAAUGUUUGCAAAGCGUUCCUUUAAAGAUUUAUUUGUAAAUAUAUCAUUUAGUGUAGGAAGUGAAUUUAAUGAUUUUACAAGAUGGUAUGUAACCGGUAGACAGUAGCGAGCGCGUUGGCACCUAUUUCAUAUAAAAGACAUGUCCGGGACUCGAUCGAGUGUCUGCUAGCAAGAGAUUGUAUUCAAUUUAUCUAUUCAUGUUCUUCGUGUAAUCAGCUAUCGAAUUGAAAUAACCACCUUAAAGACAUUUGAGAAUAUGGAUGUUGUAUUCAGGUUCUCGGUACUUGUCGUUGUGUAUAUUUUGGAGCAAUGAAAAUAAAAUAUUGAAUCAAUUUA